Molecule: messenger RNA, 2272 nt
Organism: Neodiprion virginianus
Lineage: Eukaryota; Metazoa; Arthropoda; Insecta; Hymenoptera; Diprionidae
Product: putative nuclease HARBI1
Exons: 5
Coding region: 524-1444 (306 amino acids)
Source: RefSeq, a predicted model, not a curated record
GCUUAAGACCGGACUCGAAUAAGACGGUCUUAUACGAGGCCUUAAGAUGGCGUUUGGUUCCAUAGACGUCAAACAAGACGGUCUUGAGACGCGGCAAAUAAGACGGUCUUCAUCAAGUCGGUCUUAUUCGAAGCGUGCUUACAAGGUUGCAUAGUCCAGUCUUAUUUGAAAUAAGCAUGGUCUUGAGCACGCAACGUUUCAUAGUCAAUUAACGCAGUCUUAUUUACGUAUCUUGAUCAAGUCGAGUUCGGACUGCACUUAAGCAAAUGCUUGUUGCCUAAAUAUUACUCAAUUGUUCUGAUGCGUACGAAAUUGAUAAUGACGAAUUGUUAGGAAAAUAUUAUAUUCGAACAAUAUAAAUUAACAGGAAUAGAUUGUGAAGGAAUGUUUGGGAAAGUGCAGCUGGGACGGGAUUAUUUACUGUAAAAGGGUAGCAACGGAAACUUGCAAUUGAAAUAGAGGUUAUGAGAGCAUUCGCUUUGAAAAAUUUGUGAAGUAAAGUGAAUAGUGAAAUUCUAUUGACAUGGCGAAUAUGCAAGAUAUGUUUAAUUUCUACGAUCAGAUCGAAGAAAUGAAUAAUAUGAUUGAGGUGGUUGCAAUGGUCAACGUUGGGCCGAAUGACGAAGACGAGGGUGAAGUACAGCGAGCUCCGAAGAGAUACAUCAGAGAUGGUCAAAACCCGUUCGAGUUUUAUUCCGAGCAGGAGUUGAAACGGCGAUUCCGAUUUUCAAAGGAUGGUAUUAUGUACGGAAUACUACCUAGAACUGAAGCUGCCUUAGUCAGUGCCAAUAAUCGUGGUCUACCAAUUCCACCUGUCAUGCAAUUAUUAAUAUGUCUACGAUUUUACGCUACCGCUAGCUUUCAACUCGUCAACGGAGAUUUGAUGACUAUAUCGCAGUCUACAGUAUCGAGGAUAAUACACAGAGUAUCGGCUCAAAUUGCAUCAUUGAUUCACGCAAUUAUCAAAAUUCCUAGUACGGAAGCUGCUAUGAUCGCAAACAGAGAUCUAUUCAGACAACUUGGUGCACGCAGGGAGGGUAUCGGUUUACCUGGCGUUGAUGGCGCUAUCGACUGCACUCACAUUCGAUUAUGUCAUACGAAAUUUGCAGACCUGCAGGAGGUUUAUAGGAAUCGUAAGGGAUAUUUUUCCCUCAAUGUACAGGCAGUUGUCGGACCCAAUAUGGAAUUCUUGGAUGUGGUUCCGGAAUGGCCUGGAAGUAACCAUGACAGUCGAAUAUUCCAAAAUGCACGAAUUUACAUGCGGUAUCAUGAGAGACAACUUACUGGAACCCUGGUUGGAGAUGCCGGCUAUCCGUGCUUGCCAUUUCUGCUGACUCCACUGGCAAAUCCAAUUACAGAUGCUCAACAAAGUCGGUAUCUUGAUAGGUAUAACAACGUACAAAGCAGAACAAGGCAAAUUGUUGAAAGAACAUUUGGAGUUUAGAAGCGACGUUUUCCUUGCCUAUCCCGAGGUUUGGGAACCAAAUUGUUGUGCUCUACCACAAUUGUUGUAGCUUGUGCCGUACUACACAAUUUAUCACUAACAUUGGAUAAUGCUCUUCCGGAAGAUAAUCGCAUCGAAGAAGAAGAAGCGGAUGAAUUGCCACCUCAAGCACCGCAUUGGCAGCCUGGAGAGGGUUUUGCAAUACGCGAAGCUCUAAUCGAACGGUUAUUUAUUUAAUCAAAAUAUAUGUAUAUCAAGUUAAUUUAAUUGUAAAGACUAAUUGAUUUUAGAAUGAAUAUACUCCAAAUAUUUAAUAAAAUUGAAUUUAAUUUGUACAAACAGUUAACAUUAGAAUACAUAUUUUACUCAUAACUUAUCAUUGGUUCUCAUUUUAUUUUUAAACCCCUCACUUACUCAUGAAAAUACUGAUAUGUACGUAAUUGUACUAAGCGUCAGUCUUAUAGUUACGAUAAUACUUAUGAAAAUUUGUCUACGUAAAAAUAUUCAAUACAUUAUAAAUACAGCCAGUAAAUACAACUAAAGUUGCUCUUUUGAACUUUGAAGAUCAAAGGUUGUCCCUUUCACGCGCAUUUUUUUGCAAGUCUGCACCGGGAUUCCUUUUAACAUAUCAAUACAAUUUAUUUCUCAAUAACCGGUAUAGAGGUUUACAUAAUGAUAUAGGUUAAAAUAUGUGAGAUUUUUACCUGAUGAACAGCUUGGAGUAGGCUCUGUCGGUGGUCUAUCAAUUGACGCAUUUAACAAGUAUUCGACAUCUUGAAAUUCAAAAAGUGAAUCAUCGUCAUUCUACAGAACGCUACCUGGAAUAUG